Molecule: messenger RNA, 3051 nt
Organism: Pristis pectinata (smalltooth sawfish)
Lineage: Eukaryota; Metazoa; Chordata; Chondrichthyes; Rhinopristiformes; Pristidae
Gene: nexn
Product: nexilin (F actin binding protein)
Exons: 12
Coding region: 279-2174 (631 amino acids)
Biological process (GO): homophilic cell-cell adhesion; dendrite self-avoidance; axon guidance
Cellular component (GO): plasma membrane; axon
Molecular function (GO): cell-cell adhesion mediator activity
Source: RefSeq, a predicted model, not a curated record
GUCCCGGAUCGCGUGGAAUGCGGCAGACAGUGAGCGAACGGGACUUUUAUGGAAACUUGCUACGGGGGAGACGUAAUUUUACCCAAACGACAUUGAGACUGGUCGGUGGUGGUUGAAAACGGCUCAACAGCUCUCUUCGUCAAACCAACUCCCUGGACUACUGCAGGUCGCCCUUGAAGUCCAGCGUUGAGAGAAACGCAACACAUUUGGCCAAAGGUGUGAAAGUGAGGGUCGAUCCAAUUAAUCUGAACCAGGUCUGUCGAGAGCAAGAAGCAACCAUGACUGACGUAGCAAAGAAAGCCGAGUAUCGGCAACUCCUUGCUUCAGAUGAUGAAGAAGAAAAUAAAUCAAAUGAACUGAAGAAGGCGUACGUCCCCAAGUUGACAGGGACGGUUAAGGGAAAGUUUGCGGAAAUGGAAAAGAUAAGGCGAGAGGAGGAGAAGAGGAGAAUGGAGGAAGAGCGGAAGAGAAGAAUUCAGCAGGACAUCCUGGAGAAAAGGAAGCUACAACGUGAACUUGCAAAGAAAGGUGCAGAGGAAGAUGAAGCUUUGUCCUCAACCAUAGACGUUUCUGAAGGUGUUAACACAACACCAGGCAAAAUCAAAAUGCACUUUGAAGAUCUGGAGAAGGCACGAGAAGAUGAUGUUCACCAAAAAACUGAAGACGAGAAGAGGAGAAGAUACGAAGAAAACAGACGUUCCUUUCGAGAAGCGAAGUGCUCCUCAGCAGUGCUGUCAGAAAAAGAUGAUAACAAGGAGAGCAAAGCUGGCAGCAAGGGUGAAAUCCGUCCCGGGAAAUUGAAGCUCAGCUUCGAAGAGCUAGAGAGGCAGAGGCAAGACCAGGAGAAGAAGAAAGCAGAGGAGGAAGCCAGGCGGCGCAUUGAGGAAGAGAAGGCGGCCUUCGCUGAAGCAAGGAAGUCUCUACCUGAAGAUGAAGAUGACCAGCCUGAUCCCAGUGCAGCUCUGAAGGAGCCCGUCCGGCCUGGGAAACUGAAGCUGAGUUUUGAAGAGCUGGAGAAACAGCGGCGUGAGGAGGAGCAACGCAAGGCAGAGGAAGAGGCUCGCAAGCGCUUGGAGGAAGAGCGGAAACAGUUUGCUGAAGCUCGCAGAAGCAUGAGUCCAGACCAGGAUAGCACUCUGAAGGAGCUUGCAAGUUCAGACAAGGAGGAUUAUGGACCUAAUGAAUUACUUGAUGAAGAACCAACCAACUCCGUGAAAACAGCCUCUGAUUCUGACGAUUUGCACUGUCCGCGCAAAUUGGAAAUCAACUUUGAAGAACUUUUGAAACAAAGAUGGAGGAAGAGAAAAAGGCGUGCAGAGGAGGAGCGAAGGCAGAAACUAGAACUGGAAAAGCAAGAAUUUGAACAGCUGCGACAGGAGAUGGGAGAGGAUGAAAUCAAUGAAACCACUGAAAUUAUCAGUACAGAGUACGAAGAGCUGAAGAAUCUGAAAAGAACGGGUUCCAUUCAGGCCAAGAAUUUAAAGUCGAAGUUUGAAAAGAUUGGCAAGUUGUCGGAGGAGGAAAUACAGAAGAAGGUGGAAGAUGAGAGGGCUAGAAGGAGAGCAGAAGAUCUGGAAAUAAAGGAAAGGGAAUCUGAGCGAUUCAGGGAGGAAGAAAUAGAAGAAGUAAAAGAGCCCAAGAGAGAGAAUCCUCCAUUUACUCACAAGGUUGAUAUGCGAGCCCGCUUUGAGCAAAUGGCUAAAGCGAGAGAGGAUGAAGAAAGGAGAAAAAUUGAAGAACAGAAGCGUCAACGGAUGCAAUUCGAGCAGAAGGAAAUUGACGCAGCGUUGCAAAAGAAAGGAGAUGAAGAGGAGGAGGAAGAGGAAGGGAGUAUUGUUAAUGGAUCAACCUGUGAGGAUGACAUGGAUGAACUCGUACGAUCUGGAGCUCCAUGGUUCAAGAAACCUCUCAAAAAUACAUCGGUUGUGGAUGGUGAGCCAGUAAGGUUCACUGUAAAAAUUAUGGGAGAACCCACACCAGAAGUCACGUGGUGGUUCGAGGGAGAAAUGUUGCAGGACUGCGAGGACUAUCAAUACAUUGAAAGAGGAGAAACUUACUGCCUUUACCUGCCUGAGACCUUUCCUGAAGAUGAAGGAGAAUACAUGUGCAAGGCUGUCAACACCAGAGGAACAGCUGCUAGCACUUGCAUUCUCACCAUUGAAAGUAAGAGUUAAACUUGUACACUACUACUUCUCCAAAAGGAAAUUUUGCAAACUCAUCCACACACACAAUUCUAUACUUACUUUCUGCUACUAUUUUUCAAUGUCAACUAAUUCCUUUCCUUAAUUCUCUUUUAGCUGAUGACUACUAAAUCUCCUGGAAUUUCCUUCCUGUCCUCAACCUUUACUACAUCCAUCUUUUCCUACUGAUGGGGCCAAAAAAAGUCAAAUCCUACUGCCCUUGGGAAAAAUUGCUGUUGCGUUGAUCGUCAUUCCUCUUGCGGUUACGGAUAGCCUAGGAAAAAUGCAUGAUGUUUACCUACUGGUUUUAUUUGGUCAGUUUUAAACUUUUAAAAUUAUCUUGUGAUAUUCUUAUUUACCAGAUGCAUUAUAUCUGUAUGUUGUUAAGUGGCACCCACUUAUGAAUCAGUCUCGAGUCUAUAAACCUUUUUUAAAAACUGUAAUCCAGUGUUAUCCUAUUCACCAAAAUUCUUUCUUGGGCCAAUGUGAGGAAAAUGAUUUUAAAACCCAGCUGGAACCAUCCAUUGUGAUAGCCAACUUAGAAUUGGCAUAAAGGAGAUUUUUAAAAAAUUAAACAUAACGUUGAGAACUUGCUGGGUAUGUUCAAUAAUGAACUUUGGUUUCUCCACGUACAGAAAAAGGGUCUUUAUGUACAAUUACUGUAAAAAAAAAUUACCACAAAGCCUUAUGGACGGAGAUGCUCCCUCUUGCAAUGAUAAAGGGACAGGAGAGGCAAUACCUACUGCAUGUCAGACAAUUUGAGUCUCAAAUGCCCUUCACGCAGAUGUACUCUUUUGUAAACAGUUUAACUUCUGCUCAACUGUAUGGAAUUUUCUGAUGCCAUUUAAAAAAAGUUAACUUUCAAACAAAA